AUGGCUUCCAAAUUUCACCCAAAGGUAUGGCAAAAAGUUAAGAGAGAUGCGUCGAGCCAACUUCAUAUUAUAAUCGUAGGUGCCGGGCUCGGUGGACUUGGCGCAGCUAUUUCUAUACUUCUAGCAGGACAUCGCGUGACCGUACUUGAAAGCGCAUCUGAGAUUGGCGAAAUAGGUGCUGGUAUUCAGGUUUUGCCUAAUUCGUCAAGGAUAUUAAUUUCUUGGGGACUCGAAGAUGAGCUUGUUAAGCAUGCGACGAAGCCUCGGUACGCGAACAUGAUCGGUUGGAAGGGUAAUAAACUAUCAAGAAUGGAUCUCCAUGCUUAUGAGAAGGCUCUGGGCACCCCUUUCUGGGAUUUCCAUAGAGCUAACUUACACCGUUGCCUCCUCGAUCGGGCUGUCGAGCUUGGAGCUGAGAUUCGUGUGAGAUCGAGAGUCCAGACGAUCGAAUAUCCCGCGGAUGGAUUAACGGCAAGCGCUGUGCUGAGCGACGGUAGGAUUAUGUCCGCAGAUCUCAUCGUCGGCGCAGAUGGCAUAUCAUCUCGGCUGCGCGAGGUUCUCCUCGGCAAACCAGACCCCCCUUUACCAACAGGUGACCUUGCCUAUAGACUCCUCAUCAAUACCAAAGAUAUGCUGGCAGAUCCUGAGUUACGACACUUUAUUCAAAAUCCCCAGGUCAACUACUGGAUAGGCCCCGACGCACACGCGGUAAACUAUGUUCUGAGAGGCGGGGAGUUAUUCAACAUGGUAUUAUUAGUCCCGGACGAUAUGCCUGCAGCUGCCAUGACUGUGGAUGGGAACGUAGAAGAGAUGCAAGCAUUAUACAAAGACUGGGACCCCGUAAUAGGCAAGAUCUUAAGUCUGUGUCAAUCUGUUCAGAAGUGGAAGCUUUGCAUACGACCUACUUUAGAACAAUGGACACAUGAAUCCGGGACAUUUACAUUGUUAGGGGAUGCUGUCCACGCAACACUGCCAUACCUCGCUAGCGGUUGCGGUAUGGCACUGGAAGAUGGAGCGGCCUUGGGUCUCUGUCUUGCAAAGCUAACUAACAAGUCCCGCGAGCAAAAGUUAUACGCACUUAAAGUGUAUGAAGAGUGCCGAAAAGAGAGGACCGAAAGGGUAGUUGAAAGGGGCAAUUUCCAACAGUACAUGUAUCAUCUCCACGAUGGCGAAGAACAGAAGGAAAGAGACAGGAGACUCGAAAUGUUCGGGCAGAUUGAUGAAGAAUUAUUCAAAAAUCCAGAAGUUAUCACACAGCCACGAUCAGAAUCGGGGGAUGAUCCGUUACCUUGGAGGUAUUAUGGCGUAGGAGGCUGGCUUUUACCGUAUGAUAUAGAGACGGCUGUGGAGCGUAAAUGGGAUCAGACACGGACAGAGAACCAGGCGCGCCCACUACUAUGA
Molecule: messenger RNA, 1401 nt
Organism: Daldinia childiae
Lineage: Eukaryota; Fungi; Ascomycota; Sordariomycetes; Xylariales; Hypoxylaceae
Product: 3-hydroxybenzoate 6-hydroxylase 1
Exons: 3
Coding region: 1-1401 (466 amino acids)
Biological process (GO): secondary metabolite biosynthetic process
Molecular function (GO): monooxygenase activity; FAD binding
Source: RefSeq, a predicted model, not a curated record